UCAAUACUGUUAUCGUUGGCGAGUUAUGCGAGAUCUUAAGUACCGACAAAUCUGUUCAGCGUAAUUUAAUCGGUUAUUGUGUGUGAGUCGAUGUAACAUUAAAUCAAUCUGAAAUAUUAUUCAAUACCUUGCAAAAAAAUUUAAAUUUUGUCUACCGUGUCAUCAGAUGAAUGUAUCUUUUCUAUCAGCUGUUACCGACACUGAUAUUUAUUGAUCCAGGCUAUCAAAAUAAUUAUACAUUUCACCAGCUCGCGUAACACGGGCGGGGGUACUCAGCGCAUAGGUUGACUCGCGUGAGCAUUUCCGUUGUCUCGCGUGCCGCUACAGUCGUCGACUAUAAAAUCGCGCGCGUGCGGGGAGUCCCAGCACGUGCCGUUGCAUACUAACAACCAUUAGACCCUCUAUUCUGCUGUUGCCCUAAAAUCACGUGAGGUAAUGACUCCCCGAACAAUCCAAUGACUUGAAAUACAGCACGUGCAUCAAACGUGGCAAACUGUGUUCUAAGAAAGCGCGGAAGUAAAGAAGAUUGCUUUUUCGUGUAGAAACUCCGUCAAAAUCUCGAGAUAACACUUUAUCCUCAUUACGCAGAAUUUUUACAGAAGGAAAACCAUCUUAUUUCCAAAGGUGACAGAGAAGAUUCAGCAAUGGAAAAAAUAUGCAAAAAGAUACAGGUUGCAGAGCAGACUUCACAUAAAGUAAUCGAAAAAAGACGUCGGGACAGAAUCAAUUCAUGUUUAUCCGAACUCAGCCAAGCAGUCCCGGCAGCUUUUUCUAAACAAACGUCUGGGAAACUUGAAAAAGCAGAAAUAUUAGAAAUGACAGUUGAUUAUUUGCGUGCAAUUCAAGCAACAGAAAUUGGUCUGCGCUUCGAAAAUAGUGAAUGGUUUUCUUCGGACAUUUGGGCUGAUUUUAUGCAUCAUUACCAAGUGGGCUACAACGACUGCAUCCGGGAGAUUCAACGGUUCAUGACAGACGUGGAAGGUUUAAAUGCAACGGAUGACAGAUGUGUUCGCUUGGUAUCGUACCUUCAAACACGUUUUCGGCCGGAAUCGUCCGUGGCUGGUGGAGCAGCCUACAGAGACUUAUUGCAGCGUUUAAUGACUUCUACGCAGUCCAGGCGCAAUAUGUACUUGAGCAACUCUACGUCACCAGCAGGAUUUACUUCAUUCUUUUCUCCGGGAACUAGACGAUUUUCGCCUUAUAUAUACCCCAAAACUGUCUGUCCUGUUUCUCCACAAGAAAGCCAGACGACGGGGGCAUUCCCUUUGCAUGCUACCUACUCAACAAAUAAGGCGAUAUGUGUUCGAACUGACAACUUUAAUCUGAAGCAAAAUUCACUGAAUAUGUAAACAUGUAAACUAUUCUAUAUUAAAAGUGUUUAUAAAUGUAUCUAAAAAUUUGUUUAAAUUAAAGUAAUUUUAA
Saccostrea echinata is the source of this 1422-nucleotide messenger RNA. Its product is annotated as hairy and enhancer of split-related protein helt-like. The coding region runs from base 645 to 1349 and encodes 234 amino acids. Gene Ontology annotation, molecular function: protein dimerization activity; DNA-binding transcription factor activity, RNA polymerase II-specific; RNA polymerase II cis-regulatory region sequence-specific DNA binding. Gene Ontology annotation, biological process: anterior/posterior pattern specification; regulation of neurogenesis; regulation of transcription by RNA polymerase II. Gene Ontology annotation, cellular component: nucleus. The record is from RefSeq and is a predicted model, not a curated record. The transcript is spliced from 4 exons. Lineage: Eukaryota; Metazoa; Mollusca; Bivalvia; Ostreida; Ostreidae.